Styela clava is the source of this 3389-nucleotide messenger RNA. RefSeq lists its product as uncharacterized. The record is from RefSeq and is a predicted model, not a curated record. Lineage: Eukaryota; Metazoa; Chordata; Ascidiacea; Stolidobranchia; Styelidae.
CUAUAUUUAGGAUUGAAACCAUUUCAUAAAUUAUCGUGACGAAAUUGAAAAGAUCAAUGACUUGUUUGACUAAUUUCGAUGUCUCAAGUUUAAUUUUUUGCUAUGCUCAUAUGUUUAUUUCUUCCGGUAAUAUGUUGAUGAAUAUAGAUCUUUUAGGAACUAUUUUAUUCAUAAAACGUUCGAAGCGAAUAUAUAUUAUAUAACGAAUGCUAUAAAUAACAAAAUAAUGCUUUUGGAUAUCUUCUAUUUCCUUCGAAGAAUUUAUAAAUAUAGUAUCGAGUAUGGCAUAGGUUCAAAAGUUCAGGACGUUUGCGUAAAGAAAAGCCAUUACAUGAUACGAUAACACCGCAGAGUGGUGGCGUAUAAAAAGCGGGAACAGACCAUCUAGCUCCCUUAGUUUCCAAGGACACUUCAGAACUUUCCUAAAAAUUGCAACUGUUGCCCGCGUUUCGUCAAUGAAGCAGCAACAACUGAGUGUGAACAAAUAAUCGUUUACAAGUUAAUUAAAUGCGGCAUAACUCGUUCAAUAGAAUUUUAACCACAUUUAUUUUGGAUAAUUUGAGUAGAGAGGAAAAAUGUUCGUAGCUCUCAAUCUUAAUGGAGUGAGUCAAUCAACAAGCAUUAUUCUUGUGUAAUUUGGUCAGAUAGAAAAGUAAUUGACUUUUCCUUGAAUUUGAAACAAAUACACGUCGGCCCAAUAAGAUUGCAUCAGUUACGCAGUUCCCGCCAACAUCGCACCACAAACACUAAGAAAGGUGUCGACAAAACUCUUGGUAGCCUUAUAACGAGAAAUCAAAAAUAGAACAAAAUUGAUUUGGGAAAGGAUUUCGUGCAAUUAAACUGUAUUAUUCGAGUGAAUACAACCAAAAAGUGGCGCCAGUACGACAUCGGAUUUGCGAAAUAUCCGCCCCAAAGUAUAAUGUUCCCGUGUAUUACCUUUAACUAAUUUAUUGAAAGAUUGAUUAUGUUCAUUAAUUUAUUCAAUAAAAGCGAUUUUAAUAAUUAAAAAUGUAUAUGGCUCUAGGCCAUAUGUAUAAAUAUGAAACAAUCAUAUUAUUAUCUUGUGGCCUGGUUUAUGAUGUCUGGUUAAGCAUAUAAAGUGUGUUUCCAGCGCCAAUAGCGAAACAUUUAGGAAUACUUUCAUAUACCGGUAAUUGAUUUGUUAGCAACGAUGGCAUAUGAAAGUUGAUGCAUCGUUUCAAAUUUAUGCUAUAGCUAAGACUCCAAUUUGCCCUGGAGGCCAUGAUUGUAGCUAGCGCCAAUUUCUAAGUUGUUCAACAUGGUAACUUAGUGAGAAAGCACAGCCAGGCACGUACAGAUCGGAAAAUAAUAUUCCUGACAGACAAAAAAUAAGAAAGCUUCGCAGACGAAAGUAGAGAUUAUCGUCUCGCAUGCUCAAUACUAUUCUAACUUUUAACGUCGUUUUUAUGUCUACAAGAUUGCAAUUUUAAAAAAUCUGCAAUAAGUUUGCAGAGAAACUAAUAAUGGAUGCUACAUUUUUUUUAACUAAGUGGAGUCUACUGAUAAUUUUAUUAUGCUUCCAGGAAAAGACAUUAGCUUGCCAGCAACAAGUGUGUCGCCGUCGCCGACAGAUAUCUGACGAAAUAGUUAAAGUUACCGACGGAACGGUGAAACUUGAGUUGCGGGGAUGUACAGGGAGAUCGCCGACAUGGGUACGACAAAUAGCAUAUUGCCUCAACUUAUCAACAAUCGAAAUGGCACUGACGAUAAAAGAUUGGUACGCCAGCACGUACGAAAAAUGUUCGAAGCAGGGUUGUUCAAACUACGUUUCUGGAAACAAAGACAACGAUGCAAUCAAAAAUUGCAUCGCUUGCUGGAAAGGGUCUGUCAGAGAAUCUGAGGUCAUUCGUGACUUCAACUUAACUGCUCAAGAAGUAGAUCCAUGCAUAGAAAAAUAUAUUUAUGCGUUUUUGAAUAAAGAUUUGCCGAUUUUGAACCCUGAAACUCGUUUGAAAAGUCAUAUUGAUUUGGCCGACAUUCGUCCUGCAGAAUACUGGUGGUCGGUCAGAGUAGAACUCCCAUGCAAGCCCAAGCUAUUUAAGUAUUGGAAUGCGUACUGUAUCAACUCUUUUGCAAGAGAUCUGAAAGAAGGUGAUUACGUGUUAGUUCAAAACAACCUCAUUGAAGAUAAGUCGGGCAGAAUCACGUUCUUUGUGCAAUUCAGUAACACGUGUACAUUCGAGCCAGAAGAAGUCAGGAUAAUUUGGGAUGAAUCGACACCAGCUCAGUCUUUGGUACAAUCUUCUGCGUAUCCAUCGCAGUUUCCUCCAGCUGCUGAAGAAAACUUCAGCGUUUAUUUUGAUGUAGACGCGGCAAAACGUCUCAUAGAUACAGAUGGAGGUGUUCCUAAAGAAUUUCGACGAGCGAGAUGGCAAGCAAAAAAAUCUGCUCGUGGUAAAAGGCAAAUAGAAGAAAAAACAGCUCUUGCAAGAAUCGGAGUUUUGUUCCCGUGUUCUGUACGAUCUUUCAGGACAACGGAUAUAGACGUGAAAUUACCGUAUAGAAUAUAUGGUUAUGGUGAUCGAUUUUUGAUCGACACUGACACGAUUCUCGGACAAGAAAACGGAACAAAAAUAAUGAACUUUGCAUUGGACUACGGAUUCGAUGAGACUCGUUGUUUUUUUGACUCAGGUGACACGAAAUUAGUGCCGAAUCCACCCUCAAAUUGGUUAAAAACAAGCAAAGCGAGACAUAUCAUGACAGAAAAGAAAGCAUCUUCUGGAAUCUCGUGCGCAACCUGCGUUAACAUGAGGAGCGAUAAAGACUGCUUAGACCGAGGAGUAGUAACGCCAUGUGCGCCAGGCGAAGGGUGUCAGACAGAAGUUAGACAAAUAACAAGAGAUCUCAAAUUGAUCACUAAAGCGUGUAAGCAGCGAAUAGCGUGCCAGGCAGAAUCAAUGGGGAACGCAAGCCCGCAGUGCCGACCAAAAGAACCAGGAAGUGUCUGCCGGUGCUGCUGUUCCUCGAACAUGUGUAAUGCUGGUAAUAACAACUGCUCCCUAUGAAAAUAGCUAUUAUUACAACAAUGCUAUUUAUACUUAUAUUUAUGACGUCACACUUCAAAUUGCUGACUUUUUCAGGUAAUCAGCAUCAUACGGGAGAUUUCUUCAUAUGCAAAAAUUCAUUUAUGUGAAACGUUAUUAUUUUACUUUUUUUGACAAUGUGAUCAAUGUUGCAGCAAAAGAUUGUGGAUUUUUGUACAUUUUAUUCGUGAUUUUUUGAUUAAACUAAUAUACAUAUAUAGUAUAUACUAAUGUUAUACUUCUGGAUAUAGCCUAGCAGGGUGGUCCAAACUCAGGCCCGCGGACCACAUGUGGCCCGCCGCUUCAUUAUCUGUGGCCACGUCACAUUCGGAGAAUAAUUAAAAA